AUACCAUCCCCAACACACACACAUGAGCAAAACUGUCCCCCCCCCCCUCUUCUCUAUUUUUGAGUUGAGAAUUUUGUGAAAUAGAGAAACCCCAUCUUCAAAGUUCUCAACUUUUCACUUUCAAGUUCAAGAAAACACCAUCUUUAGAGCAUUUUCAUAAAUUGUUUCUAAGAUUUUCAAGAUUCUUGUUUGUUUUGUAAGUGUUUGGCUUUCUGUGUCAAGAUUCUAUCAGAUCCCUUGUGGAUUUCAUGGGCUUGUGAUCUUUUUAUGGUUGUUUAGAAUUGUGAUUGCAAAAUUUGAAACAUUAUAGAGCAUGAUGGAUGUUGUCAAUAACAUAGCUGUUUCUGGAAAUGGGUUGGGCUUUGGAAAUGGAGUUCACCAACUUCCAGAAGUUGUUGCUGGCAUAUCCAAUGGGAUGCCUCAUGCAAGUCCCAGUAAUGAAGAAUUAGAGAGGAGUUUCCAGAGCACUGUCAUAUUGACGGAUAGUGAAACAGUUGGAUCUUCUGUCCAAGAGGUCAGUAAUGAAACUACAAUUACUGUAGAAAGCAAUGCUGGUGUCAGUUCCGAGGAACACGAAGCAAAAGAAUCUGAUGAUGCAACAAACAGUAAAGAGCAAAAGACUCCACCUAGGGCAAGGAAUGCUAAGAAUUCAGGCCCCCAAAAUGGCGUUGCCAAGAAAAGCAAAGAUGGAAAAGAGGCAUCAAAUGGUACCCUUGCCUCCAAACCGCGUCCUAAGCAGUCAUCUUCCCUUGAUGCAAAGGGUAAAUCAUUCAGUGACAAGAAAACUGUUGAGUAUUAUUCAAAACCUGCAUUGGCUCAUCUAAAUGUUGAUCGUGCUAAGCAGCAACCUGGUCAUGCUGAAGUAGCAGCAUCAGCUUCUCCCAGUGCUGCUCAGUCGGAAGGCCUUAAGGAAAAAACAAAACUGAUGCCUUUGAAGAAAGUGCCCCCUGCUAAAGCUGAUGGAAGUGCAGAAUCAUCUUCCAGUCCUACUGCUGCAUCAGAUGCCAAACCUCGCAAAGUAGGUACUCUUCCAACCUACAAUAUCAGUUUCAAGUGUGAUGCAAGAGCUGAGAAAAGGAAAGAGUUUUACUCCAAGCUUGAAGAAAAAACCCAGGCAAAGGAAGUUGAGAAGAGUAAUAUGCAAGCCAAGACUAAGGAAACUCAGGAAGCUGAGAUCAAAAUGUUAAGGAAGAGCUUAAAAUUUAAAGCGACACCCAUGCCAAGCUUUUAUCAGGAACCUGCACCUCCAAAGAUGGAGUUGAAGAAGAUUCCACCAACCAGAGCUAAAUCCCCCAAACUUGGGAGGAGAAAGAGCUCGCCCACCAAAGAAAGAAUCAAUGAGAGUGUCAUGCGCCCGGGUAGGUUAAGCUUGGACGAAAAUGCAUCCCAAAAUAACCCAGUCAAAGGGCAUUCUCCUCUCAUUGUUAAGAAGCCUCAAAGGAAGUCACUUCCAAAGCUGCCAUCUGAGAAAACCAACUUAUCCAAUGAAACAAGAAAGCUUUCCAUUCGCAAGUCUAGCUCAUCCAAAGAAUCAGCUGAAGCUGCAUCUCUGCCGAAUGCUUUACCCAAGGAAACAAGUGAAGUUUCUUCUCAACCAAAUAACCAACACAAGCAAGCUACUGAAUUUGAUGCAGAUGGUCGAGAGUGUGAGGUUGUAUCAGUUGUUGAACCGAGCCAGACUGAGACCGGUGUUAAAGCUCAAAUAGAGACCAAUCUGGUGCAGGAACAUGUCACAAUCGAGCAGUAGAAGCAACCACUGAAGUUGAAUAUAUACUCAUGGAGCAAUCUUCAUUUGCUCUUUGCCUCAAGUAUUGCAAAGGUAUGAAUGCACUUGAUAUUGUACUAGGCAAACAUCGCCAUUUUGUCUAUAGUCAGCGCAGCAAGGUUGAAUUUGUAGUGGUCUAUCUUCUUUCAAGAUUGCUGAGUGUGGUCAUCAGAAACAUGCAGGCUGCUUGCCUCUGUUAUCUAAAUGUUGAGUAGCCAGAAAUCCUUAAGAAUUUUUGUCUUUUCUACUAGUCGAGUACUUUGCAGUUGCAGAAAACUUGAGACAGUACUGGCUGCUGAAACUGUUCUGUUGAACCAAAUGGUUGUUGCUUGUUUAUUAAGGUGUAUUUAUAAAUUACAUAUACAUUACAUGAUGGAGAGCUUUGUUCAGGUAUUAUGAAUCUUUUCCUC
Molecule: messenger RNA, 2175 nt
Organism: Solanum lycopersicum (tomato)
Lineage: Eukaryota; Viridiplantae; Streptophyta; Magnoliopsida; Solanales; Solanaceae
Product: protein WVD2-like 6
Molecular function (GO): microtubule binding
Source: RefSeq, a predicted model, not a curated record